Molecule: messenger RNA, 2376 nt
Organism: Puccinia triticina
Lineage: Eukaryota; Fungi; Basidiomycota; Pucciniomycetes; Pucciniales; Pucciniaceae
Exons: 13
Coding region: 1-2376 (791 amino acids)
Source: RefSeq, a predicted model, not a curated record
AUGCCAAGCGACGAUUGCGAUCUGUCGGGUAUCCACUCCAUUCUCAACGAUGUGCUGGUUCGUGACUCUCAAGCCAGGCUCAAAGCGUUGCGUGAACUAAAAAACCUUCUGGCGAGGCCCUGCAACCAGGAUGAUUUUCCAGACUCUACCCGCGUGAACCUGGCGAACUCAAUCUUGACCUUUCCAGUCACGGCAAAACUUGCCUCCCAAGUUCUCCUACAAAUCAUCAGUAAUUCGUCUCCGAUCAUCUUGAGUCAACAAUCCCAGUCCAUCGUCCAGCCAGUACUCUCAUCACUCUCCUCGGCUACCCAACAUCUACAUUCAAUACCUAGCAAAGAUCAAUUGGUCAAAAUAAUAUAUCUCAUCCGAAUCUUAACAACCAUGAUCGCUAAAGCCGGAUCUUGUGCCCUCAUCAAUUUAACUGAUCAAAUCGAUUGUAUUCAACGCUGCUAUCAACCAAUCACACCCAACCAACUCUCUCAUCCCCCAGAACGAAUCGUCUUAGGUUCACAGACUCAUCAACGAAAUCUCACUUCUCGAGCUCCUAGAAUACAUCCUCAAUCCUCAGACUCGGAGACAAAUUCAGAAGGUGAGGGGACUAGGAUCCCUAACACCGAUGUGCAGGCCGUUCAAUCUCGCCUCGACGCCUUAAAUUAUUUGCGAACAAUCGCACAAUCAGAUCCAAAAGCUUUAUAUCCGUUCUGGCCUCAGUUGCUCCCAGCUCAUGAAUACAGAACCCAACAACCUUACACCCUCCUCAAUGUAGUUGAACGUGACUGCCAGCUCAUGGUUCGCCUGAGGGCAUGUAGUGUCAUGAAAAUGAUGCUCGAUGGCGCAGGGGCUUAUAUGGCUAUUGCUGAAGAAAAUAACUUGAGGGUUUCCUACAUUUCCUUAUCCGCCAAAAUUGCGUCAAUUACCAUAGAACUUCAUCGCCGAUUGGGUUGCCUUCUGCACGCACCGGUAGUUGCGCCUGCGCUGACCAAAGAACUCUUGGAAGUCUGUGAGGCUUUGAACGUUGUUUCUGCUUACCACCGUAUAUCUACACCCAUCCUGGGUCCUUUCUUGAAGCCCAUAAUUGGUCUACUCACAUCGGGUGAUUCCGAGAUCAACAUUCAGUCAAGGAAAACAUUGACUACCAUACUUAAGCACUUAGCGUCAAUGUCCAAGUCCUCCGCGUUAGAUCACAAACUCCUCAUCGACGAGAUCACCACGAUUGGAUGUGAAUGUCUCCUUUCAGAACUGAAUAAAACCUCCGUUUUGCUAUGGGGCGAUUUGCUCAGGACUUCUUUGCAAUUUGUCAAUUGGAAUGAGAAUUUGAUUGAAAAAGUCUUGAAACUUCAUAGUCUCUUUGAGGAGAUCCCUGACGAUGAAGAAGAACUGAGAAGCAAACUUUUCCUUAUCGCGUCGCUCAUCGUAUUCUUUCCUGGAAUGAGGUUCGAUGACACCUAUAUUAAGUGGGUGAGGGCUCGCCUUGUUGAAGUCGGACUGGAUUCGCUGGAUUUUGUGGUCAAUGGUAAAAGCAAAAGAAACUUGACACAUAUUUUCAAUACCAUUGUCUGGGACCUGCAAGCCGUCUGGGAUGAUAUUCGUGCCAUACGGCUCUUGGGAAUCAUUGUCUCCAAAAGGUGUAUCAGUCAACCACUGGAGUUAGUUACAAAAGUCACCUUUUAUUUGUUGUGCUAUUUUCAAAACAUCCCGACAGAAAAUAAUCCAGACGAGAAUGAUGUUUCAACUCACACCUGGACGUUGGCCAACUGCUUGGAUACGAUCAAUGAAUAUCUUAAUGGACAAGCUUCAAAUCCACCAUUUGACCUCAGCUUUUGGAUGGGAAUCCUUCAUGUUACACGGCGUCUACUAUCCAGAGGAGGCUCUUCCAACACGCUUAAAACAAACAGUGUUAGGAUAAUUGGUGUAGCGGUUUGUCAACUGCCGAUCAAAAAACCCCUUCCUGUCGAGCUUGAAGAUGCGGUAAACAAAGCUUUAGAGAAAGCGUUUGAAUUCCUGGGUGCCACACUUCCUAAGGUUCAAUGGAACGCGGCAAGCUCUCUACGGCAAAUACUGAUUGCGCUUAGCGAUGGUCCGGUAGAGCCAGAUGGGCAGGCGUCAGAUAUAAAAAGUCGCAUAUGCGAGAGGUUGAGUGAUACUCUGGAAAGUAGCAGUUCAUUCAAAGUUCGCAUUCAAGUCUGUCUAGCAUUACAGGUUGUUCAACAUGAUUUAUCAGCUCAAAUCUUGAGGUCGAUUGCGAAAACCAAACAAAAACUAGACGAUGAAUUCGGUAAGAAACAAAUACCUAACAAGGAGGCCGACCAUGCUGAACGGCUGCAACUUGAAAUUGGCAAGUUGCUAGUUGACAUCACUUCAGAAACACCAGGGUGA